Messenger RNA from Malassezia japonica, 2364 nucleotides. RefSeq lists its product as uncharacterized. The record is from RefSeq and is a predicted model, not a curated record. The coding region runs from base 1 to 2364 and encodes 787 amino acids. NCBI's taxonomy places the organism in Eukaryota, Fungi, Basidiomycota, Malasseziomycetes, Malasseziales, Malasseziaceae. The transcript has 2 exons.
AUGCCGUCGGGCACCUGGCUGGGGCGGAUCCGAGAUAAGCUGGUCGAGGAUGCGGACCUGCGCCUGGACGGCGAGUAUGGUUCGGAUCUGAUAGACGGCGUCAAGGUGCUUCAGAGUAUCUUGGCGAUGCGCGCAGAAAGCCGCAUCAGCGACGAGAAAACGCGGCAGGCGGUCCAGAUUAUCGCCUCGGACACGAUCGACUUUGCGGGGGCGCACGCUGCGCAAGAAGCACUGCUGCACGGCGCGGUGAAGUGGGUGAAGGAUGCGCCGCCAGAGGCGCUGAGUGCACUGUCGUGCGCCGUAUACCUUGUUCCGAGCACGCUCAACCGCCGUGGCGACGCACUGGCCCCAGGCGCGGUGCCGUCGGCUGUGUGGCUGAUUCUGCGUCGCAUCCGCAUCGCCGAGGAGGAAAAGGACCUUGUGAUGGCACUCGAGUGCCUUGCGCAGCUCGCCCAGCGCAAUGCCAAGGACCUCGCUGCGUACUGGCCAGACCUCCUCUCGCCCCAGAAUCCGGUGCUCUGCACGCUGCUCGGCGCCACCGGCGAGGUACAGACCGCCGCAUGCCGCGCGCUCCAGGUGAUCCUCGAAUACGGCCAGGGAUUCUGGGCCAUGGCGCGCGAGCCGGCCCAGAAAAGCGCCUUCCUCACCCACUCGGAGCGCCUCGCGGCGAUGCUCGACCAUGUGCGGCGCACACUCGCGAGCAUGCUUAGCGAGGAGCGCACGCUCGAGCCUCUGCUCGACCUGGUGCGCACGCUUGUUCUCACGACCGAACACGUGUCUUUGGCCACGUCCCAUGCCGCGAUCCUCUGGGGGCCGGUCGUACAGUGCAGUGAGAGCAAGUCGCCCGAGGUCGCGCUGCGCGCGUACGCGGCCGUGGCCGUGCUGCAUCCGGACGACGACAUCCACCCUUCAUUUUCAGAGCUUGCGCCGAGUGCCGUCGAGGCGCUCAUUGCGCUCCUCUCGCGCAACGACCGCACCACUGCGCUGUACGGGCCCCGGGCCUGGUCGCUCCUCGCCGUGUUCCUUGCGCGUACCGACAUGCCGGUGCCGAUCGAGAUCCCGUCGCUCGUCUCGCGCGACGUCUCUGCGCCGGACGACACGGUGCGACGCGGCGCGAUCGAGAUGCUAGCGGGCCUCGCGCGCCUCGGGCAGCGCACGGCCAGCAUGCCGACGAUGCGGCAGAUGCUCCCGAAACUCGUCGCGAACGCCGCGCGCGACACGUCCGUCGAGGUGCGCAUGGCGGUCUGCGCGCUGUGGGCCGACUUUGACCUGUGCCUCGCGCCGUCGACGCCGCUGCACCUCGCCCACUUGCACGUUCUGACGCGCGACAAUGCCGCCGAGGUGCGCGCCGCGGCCGUGCGUGCUGUCGGCGUGCGCAUCGAGCACAUCGUCGCGCACGGCAGCGACGACGACGUCGAGUCCCUUCUCCUCUGCUUUACCUAUGAAACCAUGACACGUCUGCUGCACGCACGCAAACCACACGGACUCAUGCACGACCAGGACCUCAACGUACGUGUGUGUGCGGCGUGGACAAUGGCAAACUACGCAGCGCUCCUCGCGCGCGCCCCGCCGCGCUCCUCGCAGGGCCGCGCGCUGCUCACCGCUGCGACCGCGCUGCCGCGCGACGAAAAAGAGGCCGUGCACGCAGUGCGUGCGCUCGGCACGCUCCUGGCGGUCGGUGCGCGGAAUGCGUGGUUCGAGUGCGAGCACGGCUCGCGGCGUGGCUCAGUAUCGUCCGUGUCGUCGUCGCCGACGCCCGACUCGACGCUCGCGCCGGCCACACCACUCAGUCCGCCGCAGAGCCCCGAAGUCAAGGCGCAGAGCGACGGCCUUGCGCCGCCGCCGGUCGACGUUCCUUUGUCGACCCUGUAUACCCGCGGCAUCGAUGCCGCCUGCCAGGCGCUUGCGGGCCGCUCGCCCAAGCUGCGCUGGAACGCCGCGUCGUCGCUCAUGAAGGCGCUUGACGCGGCGUGCGCCGCGUCGCUCGACGGCGUCGAUCACUCGGUCGAGGUCGGCGUCGCGGCGCUUGCGCGUGCGCUCAACGACCGCACGUUCAAGGUACAGCGCAUCGCCGCGCAGGCACUGGUCGACCUGCUCCAGGCGCCCCACGCCCCUGUCCUCUCGGAGCGCAGCGCGGCGACACUCGAGGAGCAUACCCAGAAAGCGCGGCGCAACCUCGAUGCGCGCGUGCGCAGAGCGUCCUUUGCCGAGGCACAGAUGCAUACACGUGCGUGCCGCACGGCGCUGGAUGCGCUCGACGCGCUGCUCCACGGCGACGCGCCGCAGCUGCGUGUCGAGUCGGUGGACGACAUGCCCGGCGUCGCCGGUGUAGAGGACGUGCUGGCGGAUAUGUCUUUAGGGUAG